Molecule: messenger RNA, 536 nt
Organism: Pogoniulus pusillus (Red-fronted tinkerbird)
Lineage: Eukaryota; Metazoa; Chordata; Aves; Piciformes; Lybiidae
Gene: NDUFA11
Product: NADH:ubiquinone oxidoreductase subunit A11
Exons: 4
Coding region: 36-446 (136 amino acids)
Biological process (GO): mitochondrial respiratory chain complex I assembly
Source: RefSeq, a predicted model, not a curated record
CUCUCGCGAGAGCCGCGGCCGUGCCCUUGGCUGCCAUGGCGGAGUACUGGGACGGGCCCGAGGGCGAGGACUGCCCGCGCCGCACCUGGCUGACCACCCGCGUCGGGGCCGCCGCCGGCCUGAUCGGAGCGGCCUACCGGAUCAUCCUGCUGCAGCCCGGCUCGGCGCUGGCCGCCCUGCAGAUGGCGGCGAACGACAGCGUCACCAUGGCCACCCUGGGAGCUGUGUUUGGUGCCACCACCUGUCUGAGUGCCCAGGUCCGGGAGCAGCCAGACGACCCCUUGAACUACUUCAUAGGCGGCUGUGCCACAGGAGCUGUGCUGGGUGCCCGAGCUCACAGCUACAUGACAGGCACCACGGCCUGCGUGGGGCUGGGCGUCUUGGCCGCGCUGGUGAAGUUCGGGAAGCAGGAGGGCUGGAGGCUGGCAGGACCCCCCAAGCUGUAGCCUCAUCCUGCCCCUGCCAGCUGCCCCUGCCAGCUGCCCGGGCCAGCUGCCCCUGCCUGCUGCUCUGUAAUAAAGCUGCUGUCAACCCAG